Messenger RNA from Brassica oleracea var. oleracea, 2029 nucleotides. RefSeq names its product serine/threonine-protein kinase D6PK-like. Gene Ontology annotation, molecular function: ATP binding; protein serine/threonine kinase activity. Gene Ontology annotation, cellular component: nucleus; plasma membrane; cytoplasm. The transcript is spliced from 3 exons. NCBI's taxonomy places the organism in Eukaryota, Viridiplantae, Streptophyta, Magnoliopsida, Brassicales, Brassicaceae. Bases 295 to 1785 code for a protein of 496 amino acids. The record is from RefSeq and is a predicted model, not a curated record. Gene Ontology annotation, biological process: protein phosphorylation.
UUAACUUUUUCUUUGACCCGACUCUCUCUCCUCCGUCUUUUCAUGGUACUCUCUCUCUUCUAUCUAUCCCCAUCUCCAUGGAAGCAAGGAGAUGUGUUAAUUUAUUUCCGCCUCUCUCUACAGCGUUACAUGAACAGUGACUGCUUCUCUCCUUUCUGUUUUCUUUCUCCCCUUUGCUUAAUUCUUCUGAGGAAGGCUAUCUCGUGAUCUUUACCGCUCAAAAAAAUCUAAACUUUCAGCUCACACUCUUUCAUGGAAUCUAUGGCAAUCUAAUAAUCAAGAAUCAAUUGCUCCAUGGCCUCCAAAACUUCUGAAGGAUCACUUACCAACUCCAGUCAAAGUAUGUCAGUCAACACUUUAGCAGAUCAAGUAUCUUCAAGUCUAUCAUUCGCUGAUCCAAGUAACGACAGCAAAACCAAUAAUAACAACAAGAGUGAGAGCGGGAAGAGUAGCACGUGUAGACCGAGCACAAGCAGUGACAUAAGCGACGAGAGCACUUGCAGCAGCUUUAGCAGCAGCAUCAACAAACCACACAAGGCCAACGAUGUCAGAUGGGAAGCGAUCCAAGCCGUUAGAACCAAACACGGUGGUUUGGGUUUGAACCAUUUUAGGCUCUUGAAGAGGUUAGGAUGUGGGGACAUAGGAACUGUACAUCUCGCUGAGCUGAACGGGACGAGGUGUUAUUUUGCGAUGAAGGUUAUGGACAAGACAGCUUUGGCUAGCAGGAAAAAGCUUCUUAGAGCUCAGACCGAGAGAGAGAUACUUCAGUGUCUUGAUCACCCGUUUCUUCCGACGUUGUAUAGUCAUUUCGAGACAGAGAAGUUCUCUUGUUUGGUUAUGGAGUUUUGUCCUGGUGGUGAUUUGCAUACGCUGAGACAGAGGCAACCAGGGAAACGCUUCACCGAGCAAGCAGCAAAGUUUUAUGUAGCAGAGGUACUUCUUGCAAUGGAGUAUCUACACAUGCUGGGGAUCGUUUACCGUGAUCUUAAACCAGAGAACGUUCUUGUAAGAGACGAUGGACACGUUAUGCUUUCAGACUUUGAUCUCUCCCUGAGAUGCACCGUUAGCCUCUCCAUAGUCAGAUCAACCAAUCUCGGAUCCGAAGGCUUGUCAAAGAACUCAGUUUCCUGCUCGCAACAACCCGCUUGCAUCCAGCAGCCGUCUUGCAUCUCAAUGGCUCCGACAUCUUGCUUCGGUCCUCGGUUCUUCUCAUCUAAGUCCAAGAAAGACAAGAAACCGAAAACAGAUAACAACGGGAACCACCAAGUGACUCCCUUACCGGAGCUCGUCGCAGAGCCGACAAGCGCACGUUCCAUGUCGUUUGUGGGGACGCACGAGUACUUAGCUCCGGAGAUCAUCAAAGGGGAAGGACACGGAAGUGCGGUUGAUUGGUGGACCUUUGGGAUCUUUCUUUACGAGUUGUUGUUUGGUAAAACACCGUUUAAAGGGUCCGGGAAUAGAGCGACGCUAUUCAACGUGGUUGGUCAGCCUUUGAGGUUCCCUGAGUCUCCGGUUGUUAGCUUUGCAGAUAGAGACUUGAUAAGGAGUUUGCUUGUGAAGGAGCCGCAGCAUAGGUUAGCUUAUAAGCGUGGAGCGACGGAGAUUAAGCAGCAUGCUUUCUUUGAAGGAGUGAAUUGGGCUUUGGUUCGGUGUGCUAGUCCGCCUGAGAUUCCUAAACCGGUUGAGAUUGAACCGGUUAAUUAUGCUCCUCCUGCUGCUGCUGCUGCUGCUUCUACAAGUGUGAGAUCUGACCAGAGCAAUUAUCUUGAGUUUGAUUUCUUCUGAAGGUUCACCGAUUUGAUGAUUCUCUUACUGUUUCUUUUGCAAACUCUGCAGAAGAAUAUGUUUAGUGUUUUUUUUUUCACGUGUUAAACAAGUUAUAUGAGAUUUGUAUCAUUCUUCAACAAUCUGAGUCUUGUUAAGUUGAAUGUUAUUAGAAACCACAAGUUACUUUGGUUUUCAUGAUGUAAAUAUGGGAUUGUUUUACUUACCAGUGUCCUGUGACUAUCUGGUUGAUGUUUAAUCCAUA